AUGGGUCGGACUGCAUACGAAGUUCUAAUUGACUCUAUUAAAACUUUGGCUCCAGAUGGAGGUUCAUACACAAUAAGCGGCAUGAAGGACGCGUUAUUGAUUUGGGCUUAUGAAUCCGUCACAUGCUUUGGUGAGAGUUUUGGGAGAGUGAUCAAUAACGAAGACGUUCCGCUUUUGCGAUGGGGUGGAAAGCGUACAAGUGCAAGCUUUGAUAAAUUGUUGUCUGCCGAAAUCGAAAAGCAUGGCGAGGUGCGUGUGAGGAGAAUGGUUUUGAAUGACUCAAUUGAAGAGAUGUUUCCUAUUUGGCUGUGUGAAGAUGACGACCCACAACUCGUUAGGUUGAUAAUAGACAUACAUUCAGGUAGAUUUGUGAAAGGUUUGUGGGAAGUGCAGAUGAAUGCAAAGGGUAAGGGGAAUGAGAAGAAGAGAAUGAAGGGUGGAGUUUCGUCAGAAGCUGAGCCACCCACUAAGAAGCAGAAGAAAGUUAAGACACAGAAUGAGUCUGAAGCUGAAGCAGCGGGAAAGGGUUCUAGCGAGAAGGAAGGUAACAAAGAGUUGGUGUUGGAGAACAAAGCGACUCUAACGACCAUUGUGAGUACUCUGGAUAUUAUUUCCAGAAAAUUUGAUCAGGUUGACUCACGGUUGGAAGCUUACGAGUUAGACCGGAACAGACCAUUGAUGGACCAAAAGACCAUUGAUGACAGGGUGAAUGCUUUACAGAGGAGCGUCUGA
Molecule: messenger RNA, 732 nt
Organism: Brassica napus (rape)
Lineage: Eukaryota; Viridiplantae; Streptophyta; Magnoliopsida; Brassicales; Brassicaceae
Exons: 2
Coding region: 1-732 (243 amino acids)
Source: RefSeq, a predicted model, not a curated record